AUGACAAGCAACCUAACAUCCUGGGCCCUGCCCCAUCUACAGCGAUUGCUUCCUGUCGACGAGGAAUCCCUCAAGGAGACCAUAACCUAUUCUGCUUCUCUAUCGAAGGAAGCUGCCGCAGAGCAUCUUAAAAACUUGCUAGGUGACUCGGCCCUAGCUUUAGAAUUUAUCUCCUCUUUCAACUCCCGCCGACCAGAAACAACCUAUACCAACUCUUCGCAGCCUAGCGAACCAGCUGAGCCUUCACGACCUCAGACAUCCCAUGAGAACGGCCCGAGCCCUAGAAAGAGAAAGAAUAAGAAGCCCAAGGCGCCACUUCACAAUGCAGGUCCCCUCCGGCGUCCAGAUAAUUAUGGCGAUGUCGGGGGCGGGUACAACAAGUCUUCUACAGAGCAGGACUACAUGCCCAAAGCAUUGCGAGCAACAACGACAGGGCUUUCGCAUUCUCUGUCAUUAUCGCAAGAGCCAGCUGCCUUACAAAUCUCUGACCAGACGCAUCAGAUAGCCUCCUCGCCAACGCACCCCAGAGAGCAUAGUCCAACAUCACAACCCAAGCUGCCUCCAUCCGCCUCAGGUUCUCUUAUUUCAGAUCUUCCGAACGUCAAAUCCAAGGCUGCCAAGAAGCAAGCACACAGUUCUGGCUCCUCAACACCUCAAAAGACGACAACAACCUCCAGCAUCAACGACCUUACUUCAGCGAUUGCCCUCCUUGAACUCAGCACCAAUCCGUCAUUGUCCUCGGAACGACGAAGAUGUCCAUGCAAUGCAUCGAUACAUCCAUUAUUUGAAACUGCCCCCAACUGUUUGUCAUGUGGCAAGAUCAUAUGUGCGUUGGAAGGCUUACAGCCGUGCUCUUUUUGCGAUAACCUUAUACUCUCAAAGGAACAGGUGCAGACCAUGAUUAGAACGCUGAAGGAUGAAAGAGGGCAAGAAAGAAUGGCGGCGCAUAAUGCUGCAGCAUCACAUUCAGGCAGAGGAUCGCCGAUGCUCGGAUCCCGUGUAGCAACACCCGAAAGUAGCGGAGAUGAAGCCUCAGCGGCGGCUGCCAAAGCGCGGGCUCAUCGAGACAGACUACUAGCAUUUCAGAGAGACAAUGCGCAACGUACUAAAGUGCAUGACGAAGCUGCCGACUUUGAUAUGACAGUCACUUCCGGGGCCACGCAAUGGAUGAGUCCAGUGCAACGAGCAGCAGCACUCAAGAAACAACAGAAGUACUUGAGGGAAUUGGGCGAAGCCAACAAGCCAGAGUGGGAGAAGAAGAAGAUGGUCAUGUCGAUGAGUAUCAGAAACGGGAAGCUGGUACGUACCUAUGAGAACGUCAGAAGCACUGCUCCACCCGAAGCAGAUGACGCAGCCGACGCGGCAGACGAGGACCAGGAAGUAGAUUCAAGUAUGAGCCAGACAGGACAGGGGCUGAGUCGGAACCCGCUACUUGCUGGUGGAGGGCUCAUUCGACCCAUAUGGAAGGCGCCGGAUGAAGAGAAAGGGAAAGGAAAGGUACGAGAGCCUACGGAACGACGGGAGACAUGGAGAAGGGUUCAAGACGACAAUGAUGAUAAUGAGCACUGGAUACUAGACGGAGGUAUUCAUGGAUUCGAAGACGGCAGCAACCAGGGAAAGGGUUGA
Molecule: messenger RNA, 1626 nt
Organism: Endocarpon pusillum Z07020
Lineage: Eukaryota; Fungi; Ascomycota; Eurotiomycetes; Verrucariales; Verrucariaceae
Exons: 1
Coding region: 1-1626 (541 amino acids)
Biological process (GO): regulation of DNA-templated transcription
Cellular component (GO): nucleus
Molecular function (GO): zinc ion binding
Source: RefSeq, a predicted model, not a curated record